Molecule: messenger RNA, 2174 nt
Organism: Ornithodoros turicata
Lineage: Eukaryota; Metazoa; Arthropoda; Arachnida; Ixodida; Argasidae
Exons: 6
Coding region: 409-1878 (489 amino acids)
Source: RefSeq, a predicted model, not a curated record
ACAUAUAAAUGGUAGCGAAGGCGAGAAAAAAUACCAAAUCUGUGUUAGCAACCCUGCGCCCUUCAUGAUACACAUGCGAGCGUGGUUGUUGAGGGGCAAACUACGAAGGUAAACAAAAAUAAUUUGAUCGGAGGCGCGAAUAAUGUGUGUAUUAAUCCAAUAUGCAUAUUUUUAAUAUAGCAAUUCGCCCGGUCUGCCAGUAAUACGCAAGAUUAUAGACAGAGCCGAGUACGCUUCCGGUUCCUGUCCCUCAGCAUGUUGUUAGCUACGAGUUUGCCGUACGUUGACUGCGCAUUUUGUGACUGUUGAUAGCCGUUUUCUGCUUCAUCGUCGUCUUUUCAAUUUCAAACCACCAAGUUGAACAGGGGACACUUCUCGGAGAACUAAGGCUCUACCGGGAGACGCACCAUGUCGAGGCGCGUACAUAAGCGGUGCCUCCUGAAGGAGAAAGGAAACUGUGACGCCGAUGACACUAUGGGCGGUAUAAGUUUCCACCGUUUUCCUCGGGACCCCUUGAGGUACAAGGCGUGGCUGGAGUUUUGCAUCCUGGAGGCGGAUACGAGUCUAAUUUCCAUUCGCUCUAAGGUCCUGUGCUCCCAGCACUUCGCACCAGUUGCUUAUUUGCGCACAGGAAGGCUUCGGUGGGAUGCAGUUCCUACAUUGAAGCGCACACUGCAUGGCGUUGGUGGAAGUAGUGCCUAUGCCAAUCAGAGCAGACUUGAAAGCAGUGGGCCUUCAACGGAGGAACGUGUGCAAGCUGUGGCAGCCUGCGAUGACGACAGCACAGGAGCAAUACACCUUCACCAGAUGAGUCAUCCUUGCCAUGCUGAAGAGUGUGGUACCGAAGAAAGUCAGCAACAGCGUGAUCUGUCUCAUCAGGACCAUAGCUACGCACGACACGCACCAGCCUUGUCAACACAGAGCACUGUUGUCUCCCCACUAGCUGCAGUUGUCACUCCUCUGCCAGGAACGUCGUCUGGUGUACUGCGUGCAGUCUCGUCACCUCAGCACUUAGGAGGUGGAAGUGGCUGGCAUCCCCCCAAAGAUUGCCCAUCGUCCAGUAGUCUGGCAGCUCCAGCACAGCCAACAAAAGGCAAGCUGGAUAACCUCCGCAAGAAAGUGCACCAGUUGCAAGCCCGCAACAAGAAGCUUCAGAGAGACCUUGAAAGGCGUAGACGAACGAGGACCAUCCGUGACCUGAUGGAGCAUGUGAGGUGUCACGUCUCUGGAACUGUCGCAGACUUCAUUGAGGCACAGAUAACGAUGGGAGGUGUGUGCAAAUUUGGGCGCCGUUGGUCACCACCAAUACCUAUUGGUCCUAACUACAUGAGCAGACUUGGAUGUUCUGCUGCCACGCACAUUACUGACGAUGUCAUCGUGGCACCGAGUGAGUCGCCAUCACCGCUAGGGUCCAACAGCACAACAUUCUUCGCAGGGUGGCUUGGUGCAAAAUUUCUCGGUGCUCACACUUGCCCCUCUGAGCAGAAAUGCAAACUGCUGGAAGACAAUGCCACAUUUCAGGACAGUAGCCAGCUAUUACUUUAUUUGAGUGUAAAGAAUGUGGACAGUACUGACUUUGGAAAGCUGUCAGUUCCUCUUCCUGCCUUUGCGACGUUUGUGGGUGCGUGCGAGGAGGCCUUCAAAGCAAAUGUCAAGACAUUCUUCACCUCCCAAGGGGUCAGGUCCAAGCUGUGUGAAGUGUUGGACACACUUGUGCCAAAGACAUUGAGUUUAUGUUCUUCAUCAGUGUAUGAUGAUUUAUUUUACUUUUUUCUCAGGGUGCGACUGUUCUGGUUUGCACGACAUAGGAAUGAGGAAGUACGAAAUAGUAUGUUACGUCAAAAGGCACUGCAGCAGGCAGUGAGACUAAGUUCAUAAUCUGUGCACGUUGUUUUGAUGUAACCAGAAGUUAUUUUCUUUCCAUGCAAAAGCAUAUGCAUGGUUCUGUUGUCUAUCCAGUGCUUUCAAUUGUAACCUAGAUUGCACAUGAUCUCUUGUGAUUAUUUCAUUCCUGUGUAGCGUACGAUUGUCAUAGUGCACUUUUACACAUAGUUCCUUACUGUGUUGUUUGUAUUUUGACAGCCAUGCAGAGUUCAGUAGUGUGUGCCUAUUUAUAUGUUUAGUGUAUGUACACCUGUGUACAUAGAUACCUAGCAUACAUUUUCUAUUUUGAA